Molecule: messenger RNA, 2165 nt
Organism: Phodopus roborovskii (desert hamster)
Lineage: Eukaryota; Metazoa; Chordata; Mammalia; Rodentia; Cricetidae
Gene: Rsph3
Product: radial spoke head 3
Exons: 8
Coding region: 1-2091 (696 amino acids)
Cellular component (GO): cilium
Source: RefSeq, a predicted model, not a curated record
AUGAAAGCCAAAGGGAACCCGCCCAGCAUUUUCCCGACAAGGGUGGCCCGGGGCGCUGCGGGAGCCCGGGGAGCUGCGGGAGCCUGCGCCGUGCGAUCGGUGGAGCGGGGAGGAGCUGGGGAAGAGCCGAUCGGCCGCCCCCGCCCUCGCCUCCGCCUCCGCCCGGCGCCAGCGCGUAACAGAGCUGCGAGCCCGCCUGCAAAGGGCGUGUCUCCACCGGGCAGCGCGCCGGCCCGGGCACGCGCUGCGCCGGGCAGAAGAUCCCACCGCGGACGCCCCCGAAAGAGCAAGAGCACGAGGCCCUGCGAGGAUGGCGCUGACGGCAGCCCCGCCAGGCGGCGCCCCGCAGCCGAGCCACACGGCGCCACCCCCGCCCCGGUGGCCGCCGCCGCCGGCCCCGCCCUGGCGGCCCCGCCGGCCAAGAAGCAGCCAGCGCGCAGGCGCGCCCCAGGGCCGGCCGGUGGGCGUGGCCUCGGGCCGGAAGUGCCCUUCGCGACCAACCCCGCCGGCCGGAACCGCCUGGAGUCCCUGCCUCCGGACGGAACCUCGCGUUGCUCGGCGACCGGUGCGGGCGCCGCAGACUCGCUCCGCGCGGCCCCGAGCAAGCCUGGAGUAGCGGCUCGCUGCUGCGCGGGCCGCCUCGCGUCGCGCCCGCUUCCCCGAGAGCCUCGUCCCCGCGCGUCGCGGCACCCCUGCCCCUGGCACUAUUUACGCGUCUCCGGCUCCCACGACUCCUUAGCCCCCGCCUGCCUCAGAGCCCACCUCCACCGACGGGGAGGUGGUUCGACCCCCGACAUGGCGUCGGCGAUGACAGACCGCAAUCCCCGGGCGGCCGAGGCCUCCGGCACCUACACCUACACCAGCAGGCCCCGGGCCGUGCCCUGCCAGCGCCGCCGCUACCGGGAGAGCCUGUUGCAGCCAGCUGAAGAACCUAUGAGUUAUGGAAACAUAAUGUAUGACAGAAGGGUGAUCCGAGGUAACACCUAUGCACUACCCACGGGACAGGUGCCCGGACAGCCUGAUCCUCUGGAGCUUCAGCGACAGCAGCAAGCCAGGAGGAGGGCUCUUGCCAGAAAACGAGCCCAAGAGCAGCUCAGACCACGGACACCUGAGCCCGUGGAGGGCAGAAAGCAUGUGGAUGUACAGACAGAAUUAUACCUUGAAGAAAUUGCUGACCGCAUAGUUGAAGUGGACAUGGAAUGCCAGACAGAUGCAUUUCUGGACAGACCACCAACACCUCUCUUCAUUCCUGCCAAAACUGGCAAAGACGUGGCCACUCAGAUACUGGAAGGAGAGCUCUUUGACUUUGACCUUGAAGUCAAACCAAUGUUACAAGUUCUGGUGGGGAAGACGAUUGAGCAGGCCCUUCUGGAAGUGAUGGAAGAGGAGGAGCUGGCCAACCUGCGGGCCAAUCAGUACGCGUAUGAAGAAAUACGGAACGUUGAACUGGCUGAAGUGCAGAGACUAGAAGAGCAAGAGAGACGGCACCGAGAAGAAAAGGAACGCCGCAAGAAACAGCAGUGGGAAAUCAUACAUAAGCACAAUGAGACAUCACAGAAGAUCUCGGCGCGUGCGUUUGCGCAGCGGUACCUGGCUGACCUUCUGCCUUCUGUCUUUGACAGUCUCAGGAGCAGUGGCUACUUUUACGAUCCAAUUGAAAGAGACAUUGAGAUAGGAUUCCUUCCAUGGCUGAUGAAUGAAGUUGAAAAAACCAUGGAACACUGCAUGGUGGGAAGAACUGUGCUUGACAUGUUGAUCCGUGAAGUGGUUGAAAGAAGGCUGGACAAUUAUGAGCACAAGGAAGGCACACAGCCCUCUCUGAGGUCGGAUGAUGUGUUUAGUGGUCCCGACACAGUGACAGAUCCCUUGGUGAGUCUAGAAUUACAGGAGCCAACCAUAUCCCAAACCCAGAAGCCACUUUUAGACAGAGACUCCACACCGAGAGUACCAUCCCAAGAAAGGAAGCCCGUGGAAGAGGGGGAGCCCGUUUGGGAGAAUGACCCAGCAGACCUGAAGGAGUCUGAAGGGGAGGAUCUGUUGCAACCAGAAGGAUCAUGGGAGCCAGAAAGCCAAUCAGCACCUGGUCAGUAGCAAUAUAGUCAGGUACUGGUGCGUGUGACCCCAGACUUUAGAAAUUAUGGGAUAUUUAUCCACCAAACCUUUGU